AUGGAGAAUCCUACGGUGGAAACACCCAGCAAGAUGGUGCAACACAAAGGCACAGAAUACCGUGCCAUCAAAGAGGGCCUGGCCCAUAUCCUGAACCCGCCCUCCCAAGAAGCCGCCUCCAAGGGAACAAAGAAAGACCUCAAGGACGAUGACGAGGUGCAGUCGGUCUUCUACAACCCGAUCCAGCAAUUCAAUCGCGAUUUGAGUGUUCUGGCCAUCCGCGCCUACGGAGAGCACCUGGUGGAUCUGAAAAAGCAGAAAGCAGAGCAGAGGCAGAAGUCGCGGCCGGCUGGGAAUGAGACAAAGGGGAAGAAAAGGAAGCGAAGUGAACAAGAGGAAGAGAAUCAGACUUCGAAACCGGUGACCGAGGGAGAGACUAAAGCCGGCGAGCAGCCAGCUCCGGCUCAGAAUGACCCCGAGAUCCAGUCCGAUCCCAAUCGGACCAGCUCGUUUACCAUCCUCGAUGCCCUGUCCGCAACUGGUCUGCGUGCGCUCCGCUAUGCCUCCGAACUGCCAUUCGUGACGACAGUCGUGGCCAAUGACCUGUCGGCAUCUGCGAUCCGUUCCAUGAAGACAAAUAUCGAGUACAAUGGGCUUGAAAACCGCAUCCAGCCAAAUCUCGGUGAUGCACGCGCCUAUAUGUACAGCCGCAAUAACACGAACAGGUUCGAUGUGAUCGAUCUGGACCCUUAUGGCACCGCCGCCCCAUUCAUGGAUGCCGCAGUGCUGGGAGUCAAGGAUGGCGGCCUGCUUUGUGUCACUUGCACCGACGCAGGUGUCUGGGCUUCCACGGGGUAUUCGGAGAAGGCAUUUUCUCUCUAUGGUGGCAUCCCACUCAAAGGCUCACAGUGUCACGAAGGCGGCCUGCGACUGAUCUUGAAUGGCCUCGCCAUGUCCGCCGCCAAAUACGGACUGGCCAUUGAGCCUUUGCUCUCGCUAUCCAUCGACUUCUACGCUCGGGUCUUUGUGCGCGUUUAUCGAUCUCCUGCGCAGGUCAAGUUCCUGGCCGGAAAUACGAUGGUCGUUUACAACUGUGACGCCGGAUGUGGUGCCUGGUCGACGCAGUCCCUCGGUGCGACUAAGAGCAAGCUCGACCGCAAGGGAAAUCCCGUCUACCACUUUGGGGUGUCCCAAGGGCCAGUGGCCGGCCCCAACUGCGAGCACUGCGGCUUCAAGACGCAUCUGGGUGGCCCCAUGUGGGCAGGUCCGCUGCACAACCCUCACUUCAUCCAGAAGAUGCUGGACAUGCUCCCCAGCGCUGACCGCGACCUCUACCACACCAUUCCUCGGAUUGAGGGUAUGCUGACCACAGCCCUCGAGGAAGAUCUGGACUUGAGUUCCUUCUCUUCUAAGCCUUCUCCAGAGCAGACGCCGGCUCCUAGCGCCACAAAUGCGGAAUACCCAGCGAUUAUUCCCCGUAUGGACCCCGCUGUUUCAGAGCCGUAUCCGUUCUACUUCUCUCUGAGCUUCCUCUCCAAGGUCCUGCACACAUCCACUAUCCCAAUUAAUGAGUUCAAAGGCGCUCUCCGCGGCCUCGGCUACCGCUCCACGCGCAGCCACGCAAAACCAAACUCGAUCCGCACCGAUGCGCCCUGGGACGUGAUUUGGGAGAUCAUGCGUGAGUGGGCUCGCCAACGAUCGCCCAUCAAGGAGACUUCCCUGAAAACCGGAACCCCUGGCGCUGCCAUCAUGGGCAAGAGUCGCGAUAACCUGCGCAAGCUGCAUGACGAAGACCAAUGGCUUUCUCUGCUAAAGAAGGACCUUCUUUCUGCCAUUGAGGCAGGAAAAGAUGUGAAAGAUCUGAUCACUCACGUGGAAGCUACUCUGUAUCGUUCUGGGUCGCGACAAGCUUGGGCGGGCGCUGUCUCGAAGGAGACAGGUCCCGAUCCAAAAGUCCAACCGACUACUGAGGCCGGGGCGCCGGUUGUAACACGGGGAACGAAGCGGCCGCAUCCAAGCGAGCUGGACGUCGUCUUCGAUGAGGCUCUGGGCCGGGAGGCGUCAGAGAGGCAUACCAAGAGACGGCUGGUGCGGUACCAGAUUAAUCCCCGAGAGAACUGGGGACCGUUGAAUCGUGCAGCGGUCACGGCGAAGAAACCUGAGUAA
Molecule: messenger RNA, 2106 nt
Organism: Penicillium lagena
Lineage: Eukaryota; Fungi; Ascomycota; Eurotiomycetes; Eurotiales; Aspergillaceae
Product: tRNA (guanine26-N2)-dimethyltransferase
Exons: 1
Coding region: 1-2106 (701 amino acids)
Biological process (GO): tRNA N2-guanine methylation
Cellular component (GO): nucleus
Molecular function (GO): RNA binding
Source: RefSeq, a predicted model, not a curated record